Molecule: messenger RNA, 936 nt
Organism: Ostreococcus tauri
Lineage: Eukaryota; Viridiplantae; Chlorophyta; Mamiellophyceae; Mamiellales; Bathycoccaceae
Product: Protein of unknown function DUF1295
Exons: 1
Coding region: 1-936 (311 amino acids)
Cellular component (GO): membrane
Source: RefSeq, a predicted model, not a curated record
AUGAUGAUAAUCUCCACCCUCGUCGCACUCUGGACCGAGAUCUUGACCCCGCUCGGUAUCGCGAUCGGGGUGAAGGUCUCGCCCUCGCGCGCGGACGCGCUGGUGCUCACCGAGUGCGCGUCGUUCGCGACGUACUCGUUGAUAAUGUCUUGGAUGUACAAUUCGUACUCAUUCGUGGACCAACUGUGGAGCCUGACGCCGAUCGCGUACGUGGUCACGUGGUUGGCGCACGACCGAUCGAACGUUCGUUUACGCGUGAUGUGCGGGAUGACGUUGAUCUGGGGGGUGAGGUUGACGUAUAACUUUGCGCGUAAAGGCGGGUACAGCGGCGAGGAGGAUUACCGCUGGGCGGUUUUGCGCGAGAACAAAAUUCUGAAGAACCCGAUGGUGUGGCAGCUCUUUAACGUUUCGUUCAUCUCGUUUUAUCAGCACGCGUUGUUGAUGUUGAUCGCGCUCCCGGCUGGGGCGGCGGCGCGGUCGAAGGAGGCGUUUGAUUUGAGAGGCGUCGACGGCGCGGCUGUGGCGCUCUGGACGAUCGCGUUCGUCAUCGAGGUCGUCGCGGAUGAGCAGCAGUGGCGGUUUCAGCGCUCGAAGAGGGGCAAGGCGAGAAAAGUAAAGAGGUGGAGGGACGAUUACAAGCGCGGGUUCUUGACCCACGGCUUGUUCUCGCUCUCGAGGCACCCAAACUUUUGGGCCGAGCAAACGUUGUGGGUGGCGUUCUCCUGGUUCGCCGCCGCGAGCUCGAAGACCAAGGAGCUGUUUACUCCGUGGAUCACGGGUGCGGUACUGUUGAUACUCCUCUUCCAGGGCUCGACCGCGUUCACGGAGAGCAUUACGGCGAAGAAGUACCCUGAGUACGCCGCGUAUCAGCAGUGCACGAGUCGGUUAAUGCCAUUCCCGCGUCGUCGCAGUUUACCUCCGCCUAAAGAUCAAUAA